Messenger RNA from Dissoconium aciculare CBS 342.82, 2255 nucleotides. RefSeq names its product S-adenosyl-L-methionine-dependent methyltransferase. Gene Ontology annotation, biological process: cellular response to biotic stimulus. NCBI's taxonomy places the organism in Eukaryota, Fungi, Ascomycota, Dothideomycetes, Mycosphaerellales, Dissoconiaceae. The record is from RefSeq and is a predicted model, not a curated record. Bases 298 to 1866 code for a protein of 522 amino acids. The transcript is spliced from 3 exons.
GAUCCAUGAAUAGCGCGAUGAAUGCUGCAUACCUAGGUAUGUGUAGAUUAUCGACUGGCAAGUAGUUCCCCAAGACACUCCCGUGGCAACAGCUAUAACGAUUGAAAUGCAGAUUGAAUAAAGCUGCAGACAAAGCUCUCAGCCCGAGCCAUUGGGGAGAGCUCCAGCUUCCUUCCGAUGAAAUUUGGCCGCAUAAUUCAGGGUCCAUGAACUCGUUUUGCUCGUUGUCGUAUCACAUUUGAGAUUCAUUCACCACUCUUGACAAUCGCUUCAUCAUCUGUCCAUCGUUGUCCCAUCAUGGCGGCAGAUCUGGGCGACGCUCACCGCAAUCCGGGAGCCUCACUCUUGGAGGACGACUUCGAAUUUGUCGAGACUCCCAAGGCGCCGCAGCCGAAGAACUCAACAACCAACUUUGGUGUCAGAACGACCGCGUAUCCAGCCAUCAAAAACGCACCACUUCCCGCCGACGGUCCCGCCAGCGAUACGUUCAACACACUCUUCCUUGUCACCUUGCUCGUAAUCAUUCCCGGAUACUUUGCCUGGCAAUGGCGCGGUGGAAUCUUCACCUUCCUGUUCUUCGCCAUCUUCACCACGAUUCCCAUCUUAAUCAUCUUCUGGAGCACUGCGUCAACAAUGUCACCUCGCCUGAACGAAAAGGCUCGCUUUCCUGGUGCGCCAAUCGAACACUACUUGACUUUUCACAAAGAGAGCGACCGUCGCACGUAUCGCGGCAAGAACAAAAUCCCAAUGGAGACCUUCCACGAGAAAUACUUUGCUGGCGACGUCGACUUCAACGGCGACGCUCUCGAGGUUAUGGAAUACCGUCACGAUUGGGCCAACUUCCGCUUCACCCUCAGCUUGUACUGGUUCUUCUUGACUGGUAUGAUUCCUGAGGUGAUCAUGCACACGCGAUCCCAGGACGAGGAGCAAGUCCGCGAUCACUACGACCGCGGUGAUGACUUCUAUGGCUGGUUCCUGGGUCCGCGCAUGAUCUAUACUUCCGGAAUCAUCUCCGAUCCGUCGCACGAGGAGACUCUGGAGCAACUACAGGACAACAAGCUCGCGAUUGUCUGCGAGAAGAUUGGUCUUCGCCCAGGUGAGAAGAUGUUGGAUAUCGGUUGUGGAUGGGGUACCCUGACCAAGUUUGCAUCGGCCAACUACGGUGCUCACGUCACUGGUGUCACCCUUGGGCGCAACCAGACUGCCUGGGGCAAUGGCGGUCUUCGCAAAGCCGGCAUUCCCGAAUCACAGUCUCGCGUCCUCUGCAUGGAUUAUCGUGACAUCCCAGUGCCGAGUGGCGGCUAUGACAAGAUCACCUGUCUCGAGAUGGCCGAGCACGUCGGUGUGCGCCACUUCAGCACUUUCCUGCAUCAGGUCUACGACAUGCUCGACGACGACGGUGUCUUCUUCCUGCAGAUCGCCGGUCUGCGAAAGAGCUGGCAGUACGAGGAUCUGAUUUGGGGUUUGUUCAUGAACAAGUACAUCUUUCCUGGAGCAGAUGCGAGUACUCCGCUCGGCUGGUUCGUCGAUCAAUUGGAAGGAAGCGGAUUUGAGGUCAAGGGUAUCGACACCAUUGGCGUGCACUACUCGGCUACCAUCUGGAGAUGGUACCGAAACUGGAUGGGCAACAAGGACAAAGUCAUCGCCAAAUAUGGCAUUCGAUGGUUCAGGAUCUGGGAAUUUUUCCUCGCCUACUCCACCAUCAUCUCUCGUCAAGGCUCAGCAACCUGCUACCAGAUCACUCUGGUCAAGAACAUCAACAGCGUGCACCGUAUCGAGGGUGUUCCUUCACAAUACAGCCUAUCCGGCGCUUUGGAGGCAGCCAAGGCGGCGGGCAAAGCUCUGUUUCCUGGCAGCAAGUACUAAGCACGCCUGAAUUUACUUCGCAACAUUUCCACAAUCGCCAUGGAACAGCACUGAAAGACCUGAGUGCGGCAUUUUGUAUUAUACCUUGGCUUGGUCUUCAUUUCUCACGUAACCACAUGUACACCAUUGCUGUGAAACAUGUAAAGUUGCACUUUUCUCCGUUCUGGUUCGGUGAUGCUUGAAAGUGCACCCAUGGCGAAUACUUCUUGCAGAUCUUGAGCAAGAGAUACAAUUUCAUAUUCAUGGUUUGACCUCCUUCAGGGUGUGCAUCGCAGGUUAAGUCCUCUCUUGUUCUCACUUUGCAGCAUUGCCUGAAGGUGGGCCACGGGGCGGUGGCCGCUCCACCACGACACCGUCAAUCUCGAUAUCGACCUUCUCGUUGUAAAAGC